This is a messenger RNA of Anopheles maculipalpis, 1167 nucleotides long. RefSeq lists its product as uncharacterized. The transcript is spliced from 8 exons. Gene Ontology annotation, molecular function: protein binding. The record is from RefSeq and is a predicted model, not a curated record. NCBI's taxonomy places the organism in Eukaryota, Metazoa, Arthropoda, Insecta, Diptera, Culicidae. Bases 1 to 1167 code for a protein of 388 amino acids.
AUGGUAACAGACGCAAAGCUAGGCGAGCAACAGGUGGAGAUACCUUUAUUCCGUACCGAGGAAGGACGAUACUUGGCCACAUCGCUGGGAGAUCCGCUCAUCAAAGGACUAACGGAGGUAGCAAACAAACGGCCGCCCGAUCCAAUCACCUAUCUAGCAAACUAUUUGUUCAACUUUGCCAAUCAGAAAUCCAAAACGGGAGGACGCAAGGAAUCGGAUAACGAUUCCAACAAUAACUUCAUCGAAGGUUCCGUCAAGCAAGCGCCGGGAAAGGAGGUGGAAAGCUCGAGCAAGCAAACGAUUCAACCGGAACCCAUUCAAGGGUCAGUGGGCCCCCCACAACCGAUGGAACCGAACGUUCGGGAAGAUAGCCAACCGUCACCCGACGAGCCGGAUAUGGUACCGGCACCAUCAGAUGAUCGGGAUGAGCAUGGUCAGAGCAUGUUACACUUUGCCUGUGCACGAUCACAUGGCAGGAACGCUCUCAUUCAAUUGAUUGAAGAAUCGGGCACCAACAUAACAUACCGUGAUGAGCUGUAUCGUACGGCCAGAGAUGUUGCACUGCAAGCGACACAGCCUGAUAAUGCCAAGGAAAUAGAUCGCUACAUAAUCGGGCUGGUAGCAAAAGGUGAUCUUGAUGCGCUGAACAGUAUGCUGCUGGAAGGAUAUGAUCACAUCAUGGAUGUUGUAGCUCCGGAUGGGACCACCAUCGAACAGGUUGCUAGUUCACGUGGGCAUCAGGACAUUGUUCGAUUUUUGGAAGGAAUACGUACAUUUGAGGAAAAUCGUGAAAAUUUACUCGGUGCCGUACGGCAGAAAAAAUUUGAAACCGUCGUCAAUCUCACAAAAUUGCCAGACGGUGCCAAACUUGUUCGUGCAAAGAACUAUUAUGGCCGCUGCUCGUUACACAUAGCCAUACUAAUGGAAAAUGAAGACAUCGUCGACUAUUUGGCGAGUAAUUUCAAGGCAGCGCUCAAGAUUGGGGACAAUCUGGAACGCACUCCAUUGCACUACGCAAUGGGGGUAAGCAACGUGGAAGCAUUAAGUCGCAUUUUGAUAAAAAAUGGUUCCAAACGUGUACUGAAAGAUUUGAAAGGACGGCAACCGAGCUACUAUUUCAUGAACAAGGCAGACAUUUUACGUUUGCAGGAAGAGGAAAAGGAAUGA